AUGCAUUUAUUAAUGAUUAUUGAACGAGUGUGUCGAAAACAUAAUAUACCAUUUUUAUUAAUUUAUGGAUCAUUAUUAGGCUCAUAUAGACAACGUGAUGUUAUUCCAUGGGAUGAUGAUAUUGGUAUAAUGAUACCUAUUGAAGAACAUACUCGUUUUAUUAAUAUAAUUAAACAAAUGAUUAUGAGAUCAUUCGGAGAAUUAUGGUUACCUACACUACGCAAACCUCAAGAAAUUUUUAAGUUCGAUCCAUUUGAUGAUUGUAAAGGACAUACUUGGAAUCAUCGAAAUGAAAUAGGGCAAAAAGAAAUUUACUUUAAAUGUAAUGAUCUUAAACAUAUUUAUCCAUUUGUUGAACGACAGAAUCAAUCAGAUUCAAUGAAAAUUUUAAGAACAAAUGACACUAUCAUUCAUACUGUUUUUUUUAUAACUAAUAUUUUUUUUUGUUUUCGAUUCAAUUAUCAAGGAAAAUUUUCAUAA
Molecule: messenger RNA, 480 nt
Organism: Rotaria sp. Silwood2
Lineage: Eukaryota; Metazoa; Rotifera; Eurotatoria; Philodinida; Philodinidae
Source: the annotation of a GenBank genome assembly